AUGGCAAGUAUGUUGGCACACAUUUUUACCUUAGCUGGUCUUCUAUGGUUUACCGCCAAUGCCCAGGUGUGUUUACGUGCAGCGCUGCAGCUGAACAUUGUGCUGGAUGGUCAAGUGUACCAGGAAAAGGCCUUCGAUGACCUAUGCAGCGUUGUGGACGCAGCGGACUCCGCCAUCGUCAAAAGCAGCCUUCCCUUCAGCUCCAUCUCGAUGGUCCCAGACCACUGGGCGAUCUACAUAGACGGCGUGUCGUUGCCUGUGGCGGACUGCGAGCAGAAUGACGUGCUGUUCCAGCAACUGGGCGUGAAUGACGGCGCAUACGUAUACCUGUUCAGGAACGAGACCGCGUACAACGACCCGUUGUAUGCCGCCGAGUACUUGAAGAGGUUCACCAAGCAGUUCGGCGACCGCAUAAGACCCGUGGUCAAGCGGGAAACUUCGUCUAAGAAAAGCACCAAGCCUCAGAACAAGAACAAAAAGAAGAAAUCCGGGAAGAUGCCCAUGGACAAUCUGUCUGGGCUCAUCGGACUUCUGGCAAACGCGGUCAUGACCGGCGACGUUAUGAGAGCCCUGGGGCAAUCCGUGGGCGCGCGUAAUGUCGCCAACCGUGAGGAGGGUGACCAGGGUCAUGAGAAGGGCGCCAUAAACAACAUGGACGUGAUAUCGGUACGUGUGUUAGCACUUGCUUUCAGCUCCUCGGCUAACAGCAACGGCCAGAAGCGGGCGCGUGACGAGUCGGCUGACGAGCUUUAA
Messenger RNA from Babesia bigemina, 753 nucleotides. Its product is annotated as membrane protein, putative. Lineage: Eukaryota; Apicomplexa; Aconoidasida; Piroplasmida; Babesiidae. The transcript is spliced from 3 exons. The record is from RefSeq and is a predicted model, not a curated record. Bases 1 to 753 code for a protein of 250 amino acids.